Messenger RNA from Fundulus heteroclitus (mummichog), 2160 nucleotides. Its product is annotated as E3 ubiquitin-protein ligase MARCHF6-like. The record is from RefSeq and is a predicted model, not a curated record. Gene Ontology annotation, cellular component: endoplasmic reticulum membrane. The transcript is spliced from 12 exons. The coding region runs from base 116 to 1660 and encodes 514 amino acids. Lineage: Eukaryota; Metazoa; Chordata; Actinopteri; Cyprinodontiformes; Fundulidae.
GAGUUGAAAUAGCUGAAAUAAACAUGUUCUGUUGCAGGUGUCGUUGCUGGUUGUUGUGGAGAUUGGAGUUUUUCCGUUGAUCUGUGGCUGGUGGCUUGACAUCUGCUCUUUGGAAAUGUUUGACGCCUCACUGAAAGACAGAGAAAUGAGUUUUAAGUCGGCACCUGGCACCACCAUGUUCCUUCACUGGCUUGUGGGAAUGGUGUACGUGUUCUACUUUGCGUCUUUCAUUCUCCUCCUAAGAGAGGUUCUGAGACCCGGAGUGCUCUGGUUUUUACGAAACCUUAAUGACCCCGACUUCAACCCGGUUCAGGAGAUGAUCCAUUUACCCAUCUACAGACACCUGCGGCGUUUCAUCCUGUCCGUGGUCGUCUUUGGCUCCAUUGUGCUGCUCAUGCUGUGGCUGCCGAUCAGGCUGAUAAAAGUGCUGAUGCCCACUUUCCUCCCAUACAACGUCAUGCUCUACAGCGACGCCCCCGUCAGUGAGCUGUCUUUGGAGCUCUUGUUACUUCAGGUUGUCCUCCCUGCCCUGUUGGAGCAAGGACACACGCGGCAGUGGCUGAAAGGGCUGGUUAGAGCCUGGACAGUCAGCGCUGGCUAUCUGCUAGAUCUCCACUCCUACCUUCUCGGUGAGCAGGAGGACAACGAUGCCAACCAGCCUGCAAACAACAACAACAAUAACAACCCUCCCCAUGCUCCCCACAACAACAACAACCCAGCACCACCUGUUGGGGAAGGACUGCAUGCAGCACAUCAGGCCAUCCUGCAGCAGGGGGGGCCAGUGGGUUUCCAGCCCUACCACCGGCCCCUUCGCUUUCCAUUUAGGAUUGUGCUUCUGAUUAUAUUCAUGUGCAUCACUCUCCUGCUGGCCAGUCUGGUGUGCUUAACUCUACCAGUAUUUACAGGCCGCUGGCUGAUGUCCUUCUGGACAGGAAGCUCUAAAAUCCAUGAGCUGUACACAGCAGCAUGUGGUCUGUACGUCUGCUGGCUCUCAGUGCGUGGAGUCACCGUUUUGUUGGCUUGGAUGCCACAGGGACGCAUCGUAAUCAUGCACAAAGUCCAGGAAUGGACACUCAUGAUCCUGAAGACCCUGGUUGUGGCUUUGCUGGUGGCUGGAGUCAUCCCUCUGCUGCUGGGGCUGCUGUUUGAGCUGGUGAUUGUGGCCCCACUCAGAGUUCCUCUAGACCAAACACCUCUGUUUUAUCCUUGGCAGGAUUGGGCUCUUGGAGUGCUCCAUGCUAAGAUCAUCGCAGCCAUCACCCUCAUGGGCCCACAGUGGUGGCUUAAGGCUGUUAUUGAGCAGGUUUAUGCAAAUGGCAUUCGCAACAUUGAUCUCCACUUUAUCAUCCGGAAACUGGCAGCUCCUGUUAUCUCAGUGCUGCUGCUGUCCCUGUGUGUGCCCUAUGUGAUUGCUGCUGGGGUGGUGCCUGCAGUUGGAGUUACCCCUGAAAUGGAGAUCCUAAUGCAGAGGAGAAUCUAUCCAUUCCUCUUGAUGGUGGUGUCGCUCAUCGGCAUCCUGUCUUUCCAGAUCAGGCAGUUUAAACGACUUUAUGAACACAUCAAGAAUGACAAGUACCUGGUUGGUCAGAGGCUUGUCAACUACGAACGGAAAUCAAGCAGAGCAAACUCGAUCCCAACCUCCAACCCCAUCGCAGAGUAACAUCAUUGUGUCCGACGUGUGCCACGUUUUUGCACCAGUUACCCUCCGUUGACCCUCGGGGUAACAGCAGAGGGUCUAAACAUCAUGUGUAUCGUCAUUCAUGCCUUGCUUUGUGAAGCGCUGCCUCAUAAAUUGUACAUGUGUAAAUACUUUGAAAGCAGACUUUGUCUUAUGAGAAAAGGAUAGUUGUGGAUUAAUGCAAUGACCAUUGUACAUCUUAAAACCUGUAUGUAUAAUUUAUUAAAUCAAAGUGACAGUUUAUCUUUUCUGUUGCAUGUUUUCAACAAGACCAGCGUUUGUGUGGUUGUUCAGCAAAGUGAGACGUCGGUGUUAAAAUUAGGAUGCAUUAUUUUAUUAUAAAUCUUAAAUAAAUUACAAAAAAAUGUACAACCUUAUUAAACUGAAGGUAUAAAUUAAAACUUAAGUUAGUUAGAAUAACAGAAAAGAGCAAUUGGCUCGGAUCUGUGAUUGGCAGAUGAAGUACUGACUUUUUUUCUUCA